This is a messenger RNA of Rhododendron vialii, 2351 nucleotides long. RefSeq names its product probable alkaline/neutral invertase B. Gene Ontology annotation, biological process: sucrose catabolic process. Lineage: Eukaryota; Viridiplantae; Streptophyta; Magnoliopsida; Ericales; Ericaceae. Gene Ontology annotation, molecular function: endo-alpha-N-acetylgalactosaminidase activity; sucrose alpha-glucosidase activity. The transcript has 5 exons. The record is from RefSeq and is a predicted model, not a curated record. The coding region runs from base 401 to 2104 and encodes 567 amino acids.
AAACACCCCGAAGUAGAACUCUCAAACAGAACCCAUCAAAACGUAGAUCCAAACUCAAACUCAAACAUCUCAUCAUCAUCUCUCUCUCUCUCCUGCUUUGGGGCGCAUAUACGUACACACAUUUAUAUGUACGUAAUGUAUGUACGUAGAGGCAUAGACGGUUAGGAGACACCUUCUCGUCGAAUUCUCUGAUGUGAUCCACCUUCUGGUCUCACUCUCUCUCUCCACCGAUCAUUGCCCGGCCCCACCUGGGAAAAAACCGUCCCCUUCGCCUGUUUUCGAUAACGAGUUGAGAAUUCGAAUUGGGUCUCCAUUCAAUCCCAUAAAAGGCUGGUGCGAAUUCUUGAUUUCUAUCAAUCCCAAGUAAUUUAGUAGCUCCUAGCAACGAUUCAACUAAAGAAUGUUUAGCCUCUCGGCGGAUGUGUCUCAAAAUGGUAGUGUUAGAAGUAUGGACACUCUAUGUAGCGUGGCUGAGAUGGAAGAAUGUGAUUUGUCAAGGUUAUUAGAUAAGCCAAGACCGUUGAAUAUGGAGAGGCAGAGAUCAUUUGGUGAAUUAUCUAUUGGGUUGUCUCCUCAUCACUCCAUAAGAAAUGUCGAAAAUAACUCUUUCCGAUUCAUGGACCAUAGCGAUGUUGUAUUUUCACCGGGGAGACGGUCUGGAUUUAAUACACCAAGGUCACAAAACGGUUUCGAGACUCAUCCGAUGGUUGCUGAAGCUUGGGAAACUCUGAGGCGUGCAUUGGUUUACUUCCGCGGUCAACCGGUGGGGACAAUCGCAGCGUUAGAUAAUUCUGACGAAAAACUUAACUACGACCAGGUGUUUGUAAGAGACUUUGUUCCAAGUGCCUUGGCUUUUUUGAUGAACGGGGAACCAGAAAUAGUCAAGAACUUUCUUUUGAAGACCCUUCGCCUUCAAUCUUGGGAGAAAAAGAUCGACCGGUUCCAACUAGGAGAAGGAGUGAUGCCAGCUAGUUUUAAAGUACUCCAUGAUCCUGUCAGGAAUACUGAAACAUUAAUGGCAGAUUUUGGUGAGAGUGCAAUUGGGAGAGUGGCACCUGUUGAUUCUGGAUUUUGGUGGAUCAUAUUGCUUCGCGCCUACACAAAGUCUACUGGGGACUCCUCCUUGGCUGAAAGGCCUGAAUGCCAAAAGGGUAUGCGCCUAAUAUUGAGCUUAUGUCUUUCGGAGGGAUUUGACACAUUCCCCACUCUUCUUUGUGCUGAUGGGUGCUCUAUGAUUGAUCGUAGAAUGGGUGUUUAUGGUUACCCGAUUGAGAUACAAGCUCUUUUCUUCAUGGCUUUGAGAUGUGCUUUGCUUUUACUCAAGCAAGAUGCUGAGGGGAAGGAGCUUCUGGAACGAGUAGCUAAGCGUCUUCACGCCUUGAGCUAUCACAUGAGAAGUUACUUUUGGAUAGAUUUGAAGCAAGUUAACGAUAUAUAUCGAUACAAGACAGAGGAGUAUUCUCACACUGCAGUCAAUAAGUUUAACGUAAUUCCUGAUUCACUCCCUGAAUGGAUCUUUGAUUUUAUGCCAAAGCACGGAGGCUACUUUAUUGGAAAUGUUGGUCCUUCGAAUAUGGAUUUCCGCUGGUUUUGCUUGGGAAAUUGCAUUGCCAUCUUAUCGUCCUUGGCAACUCCUGAACAGUCUACUGCGAUUAUGGAUCUAAUAGAAUCACGCUGGGAAGAAUUGAUCGGAGAAAUGCCAGUUAAGGUUUGUUAUCCAGCCCUAGAAAGCCAUGAAUGGAAGAUUAUAACCGGAUGUGACCCAAAAAAUACCAGAUGGAGUUACCAUAACGGAGGAUCUUGGCCAGUGCUUUUGUGGCUCCUCACAGCCGCAUGUAUCAAGACAGGACGGCCCCAAAUCGCAAGACGGGCCAUUGAACUUGCCGAGACCAGAUUGUUGAAAGACAGCUGGCCCGAGUAUUACGAUGGGAAGCUUGGUCGAUACAUUGGGAAACAGGCUCGGAAAUUCCAAACCUGGUCCAUCGCGGGUUAUCUGGUGGCGAAAAUGAUGUUAGAGGACCCUUCCCACUUGGGCAUGGUAGCUCUCGAGGAAGACAAACAGAUGAAACCCGUCAUGAAAAGAUCUUCUUCGUGGACUUGCUAGGUUUUUGGUACUCUUAAUCUUGUCGUUAUUAGGUUUUUGCAUUUGAAGAGAAGCAAGGAACUGGAACCUUUCGCAGUGGGGUAAGAAAUUGAAGUCCCUCAUGAAAAGCACCGAAGGUGAAGCUUUCUGUCUUUGAAUCCUUUUCAGUUUCAGUUGAGAUACUCCUCUGGCAAAUAAGUUUGUCUUUGGCAUGUAGCUUGUAUUGUGCCCUUCAUAACGGAAUUAUCAUGUUAAUUAUUUUCCUUCA